UGCUUUGGAUGAUGCACGACUGAUGUUUGAUGAAAUGUCUCAGAGAGGGGUAGGAGAUGUGGUUUCUUGGAAUUCUAUCAUUGCUGCUUAUGUUCAGACUGGUGAUCCUGCCACUGCACUAAAGAUGUUUGACAGGAUGACUGGGCAAGGUGACUUUAGACUUCUGCCAGAUGCUGUGAGCCUUGUCAACAUACUUCCGGCUUGUGCUUCUGUUGGUGCAUGGCUUCGAGGUAAACAGGUUCAUGGCUACGCGGUUAGGAGUGGGUUGUUUGGGGAUGUGUUUGUUGGUAAUGCUAUAGUAGACAUGUAUGCAAAGUGUGGAUCGAUGGACAAAGCGAACAACGUUUUUGAGCAAAUGAAGGUGAAGGAUGUGGUUUCUUGGAAUGCAAUGGUUACAGGAUACUCUCAGAUUGGUAGAUUUGAGGAUGCUCUUGGAUUGUUCGAGGAUAUGCGGGAGAAGGAAAUUUUGUUGGAUGUAGUGACCUGGAGUGCUGUAAUUGCAGGUUAUGCUCAGAGGGGUCGUGGAUAUGAAGCCCUUGAUGUCUUUAGGCAAAUGCGAAUUCGUGGGUCACAGCCCAAUGCUGUUACUCUUGUGUCCCUACUUUCUGCAUGUGCUUCUGUUGGAGCAUUGCUUCUGGGAAAGGAGACUCAUUGUUACGCUAUCAAAUGCCUUCUUUACUUAGAUGGGAAUGAUUCUGGGGAUGAUCUAAUGGUAAUCAAUGCUAUAAUAGAUAUGUAUGCCAAGUGCAAAUGUCCCAAAAUUGCUCAUUCCAUGUUUGGGUCUGUGGCACCAAAGGAUAGGAAUGUGGUGACUUGGACUAUCAUGAUUGGUGGGUACGCACAGCAUGGGGAAGCCAAUGAUGCAUUAGAACUUUUCUCUCAGAUGCUAAAACAUAAAAGCUCUCUAAUUCCAAAUGCAUUCACUAUAUCUUGUGCCUUGAUGGCUUGUGCUCGUCUGGGUGCUCUAAGGAUGGGUCGGCAGAUUCAUGCUUAUGUCUUACGAAAUCAAUAUGAGUCCACCAUGUUGUUCGUGGCCAACUGCCUCAUAGACAUGUAUGGCAAAUCUGGAGAUGUUGAUGGGGCCAGAGUUGUGUUCGACAACAUGUACCAGAGGAAUUCUGUCUCUUGGACAUCUCUAAUGACAGGAUAUGGCAUGCAUGGUCGUGGUGAGGAGGCUCUCCAAGUUUUUGAUGAAAUGAAGAAAACAGGUCUACCCAUAGAUGGUGUAACUUUUGUUGUUGUGCUCUAUGCCUGUAGCCACUCAGGAUUGGUUAACCAGGGAAUCAAAUACUUCAACAGCAUGAAAACAGAGUUCAGGGUUGAUCCUGGGGUGGAACACUAUGCUUGCAUGGUUGACCUUUUGGGUCGCUCUGGUCGAUUGGAUCAAGCUAUGAAACUCAUCAAAGGCAUGCCUAUGGAACCAAAUCCGAUAGUGUGGGUAGCAUUGCUUAGUGCUUGUAGAACUCAUGCAAAUGUUGAGCUUGGGGAAUAUGCUGCUGGUCAGUUGUUAGAAUUGGAGUCGGAGAAUGAUGGGUCAUAUACACUUUUGUCAAAUAUAUACGCCAAUGCUAGACGCUGGAAAGAUGUGGCCAGGAUCAGAUCUUUGAUGAAACACACAGGGAUUAAAAAAAGGCCUGGCUGCAGUUGGGUCCAAGGAAAAAAAGGUACGGCAACCUUUUUCGUGGGGGACCGAUCUCACCCGCAGUCUGAACAGAUUUAUGAUACCCUUGGAGACCUAAUUGAUCGCAUCAAAGCUAUUGGCUACGUGCCUGAGACGAGCUUUGCUCUUCAUGACGUAGAUGAUGAGGAGAAAGGCGACCUCCUUUUCGAACAUAGUGAGAAGUUGGCUCUUGCUUAUGGCAUUCUCAUAUCAGCUCCAGGUGUGCCCAUUAGAAUCACCAAGAACUUGCGUGUCUGUGGUGAUUGCCAUAUUGCCAUUACCUACAUUUCUCAGAUCAUUGAACACGAAAUUAUAUUGAGGGACUCGAGUCGCUUCCAUCAUUUUAAAAAUGGAUCUUGCUCUUGCAGAGGAUACUGGUGAAGGCAGACUCACGCUAGUCUACAUAAGUAAUUGGAUUUGUAUAAAGUUAGAAAUGGAUGGAGAUCAGACUGCAACCCUGAACACAAAAAAUUAUGCGGGGCAGAUGGAAGCUUGUAUUAUUCAACUACUUAGGAGAAAGAUUCUUUAUUGAUUAGAACUGACAAGGUUUGCAAAAGGAUGUACUGAGUGCACAAGCUUGUAUUUGUUCUGAAGAUCAUAUGAAUAAUUUAAUGGUGGCAUGGGGGGUAUCUAUUCCCUUACGUUGUCCUGGGAGCUUCAAAAGUCAAUGUCUUGAGAGUAACCGGCAUAGUUAUUAUUGCAGGAAGGGUUUUUGUAUUUCAUUUUGAGCUCAUGCUGAGGGCAUCAGGAAGGCAAAAUUAUCUGCUUCAACUCCCGUACUUAGAGGUGUUGAGAAACCCAUGACGAGGAUGACAGAAACCAGCUCCCUUGAUGAUAUUUCCAAAUGAGGAACAGGGUCAGGGAUAUGGCCGAAUGCAAAAAACAGCAUAACUAUUUGGUGCUGUGUUCGUUGAAGUUAAAUCUCUGCUUGCCUUUCUAAGACCAGUGCAGUGAAAUCCAACCAGAGUUUGAUCUCUAUGUUGGGGCUUAUGUUUACUCUUGAGGGGAUAAUUUAUCUGUUUUCCUUUACAUAUAGUGUUGGUUUUUUUUUACAGUCUAGUUUGUAUAUGUGAUCCGGAUGAUGACCCGACCCCGAAAUAAUGUUGUGUAGUUUUUU
This is a messenger RNA of Ilex paraguariensis (yerba mate), 2777 nucleotides long. Lineage: Eukaryota; Viridiplantae; Streptophyta; Magnoliopsida; Aquifoliales; Aquifoliaceae. The record is from the annotation of a GenBank genome assembly.